Drosophila albomicans is the source of this 5306-nucleotide messenger RNA. It is a transcript of the gene Eip74EF, whose product is annotated as ecdysone-induced protein 74EF. Gene Ontology annotation, cellular component: nucleus. The record is from RefSeq and is a predicted model, not a curated record. Gene Ontology annotation, molecular function: sequence-specific DNA binding; DNA-binding transcription factor activity, RNA polymerase II-specific. Gene Ontology annotation, biological process: cell differentiation; regulation of transcription by RNA polymerase II. The transcript is spliced from 4 exons. Lineage: Eukaryota; Metazoa; Arthropoda; Insecta; Diptera; Drosophilidae. The coding region runs from base 790 to 3621 and encodes 943 amino acids.
UUUUUGUUUUGUGUCGUUUUUCGUUUCUCGCCUUCUACGCCUUCCCACCUGUCUCUCUCGCAGCUACAGCUGUGUGCGUGUGUUUGUAUGUGUACUUCGUGUCUGUGCCAGUGUGUCUGUGAGUGGGGCGCGCGCGCGCUUUACCAGAAACGUCGACGUCAACGUCGCCAUCGUCGUUGUCGUUGUUGAGCAUCGAAAACGACAACAGUCAAGCUGCAGUCGCGUCGCAGUCGCCGCCUGCAACGUUUGUUUGCGCCUAAUAAACACUCGGCAGUGCUUUUUGUGCUGACUUUAGAUUUUAGUUUUGCUGAUACCGUAAGAGAUAAAUGACGUGCCGCGGCUGACAGCAGCAGCAAAAAGCAGAAAAGCGACAAAAGCGCUUAAAGCAAAACAACAUACAAUAUAACAAAAAUAAAUACGUAGCUAUAGAAGCUAGCUAAAUAUAUUAAAUAUACAUAUAUAUGUACCAAUAAUAUAUAAUAGUUGUUGCCUUUACAUUAACGUAACGUAACGUUUCCGCAUUGCACGUUGCGCGUUGCACGUAGCGCGUAGAAGUUUUCAUGGCCUGCCACAAAAAUGUGUUCAAGUGCAGCAGGCGGCGCCGGCAGCAUAAUUAAGUGCAACAAAACAAAAGAAUUACCUCAAAAGUCGCAGUCACGUAACAUGUGCAGCAACGUAACGCCAAACGCAACGUAAACGUAGACGUAGACGUAGAACGGUGUUGUGUCUGUGUGUGUUCGGAAGUGUGUUUGUGUGUGAAACGUAACGACGUAACGAGAAACUGCUAAAAUGAUAAUGGUGCAACAUUUGGUGGCCGCCACGGCGCACAAUUUUGCGACGGCGGCACUCUCCAAUGUCUCCUCCUCCUCCUCAUCUUCGUUGUCCAGCUCAUCGUCCAUCUCCAGUUCGAGUUCCAGCUCAUCAUCAUCGUCAUCAUCGCUGUUGUCGCUGUCAUCUGCCUGCUCCACAUCGUCGGUGUCGCCAGCGGCAUCGCCAACAGCGGCAGCUGAGUGUGCCACGCCCACGCCAACAUCGACGCCUUCGCCCGUGGCAUCGCCCACAUCGCCAGCCAGCGUCAAGGAGACGCAGCAGCAGCUGGAAACCGAAACAGAAACAGAAACAGCUAUCGAAGCGGGAGCAACAGCAAUCGAAGAAGCAGCAACAGUAAACGAAGCAGCAACAGCAAUCGAAGGUGCCAUAGAUGAAGUCAAGCAGACAGCAGAUGAGCGAGAAAGUUCCAGACCUGCAGCAAGUUCAAGUCCAGUGCAAUCCUUAAACCAACUGGAAGCCAGCAAGGAGCCAGCUGAGCAGCCCGCCACAGUAGUUGAGCAGCCAGAAGCUGAGCUGGAAUCGCAGGAGGAGGAAACCGAAGCAGAAGCCACAGAUUGUCGCGAGUUCAAAGUGCUCUACAAUCAUCUGAGGCAGCAGCAACAUCAGCAACAGCAACAGCAGCAACAUCAAUCCGAGCCAGACAAGACGCGCAGCACCCUCGACGAUGUGUCAAAGAUACUUUGGGAGCGCAAGCAGCAGCUGCAACGCAGCAGCGUCAUCACCAGCAGCAACGAGUUGCAAGUGCAGCAUCAGCUGCAACUGCAACAGCAACAAAUGAGCGACAUCGAGGACAUUGAGGAGGAGACAACGCUCGAGGAGGAUGCCGAUGCGGACAUUGAGGCGGAUGCAGAUGACGAGGAGCUGCUGGAAUUGCAAUACCAAGAUGGCUAUGACUCACCCCUCGAUCUCUCGCUGAGCAGUGCAAACACAGCAGCAGCCAAUGCAGCUGCUGCCAUUGCAACAGCAACACAAGCAACCACAACGCAUCAAGGCAUCUGCAGCAGCAGUCGGCGACGUGGACGCACCUACUCCGGCACCGAGUCCGAUGAGGAUGCAGCGACGCAUUGCGAGCGCACAAGGAUGCGCCUGAAGCCGGCAGAACGUUCCGCCGCCUACAAGAAGAGCUUGAUGAAGCGCUACUAUACUGAAAUUCCUAUUGUCAAACAAUCAACCAGUCCGUCACCUCAUCAGCAGCAGCAGCAACAUCAGCAACAGCAGCAGCAACAACAUCAACAACACCAGCAACAUCAACAGCAACAGCACCUGCAGCAGAAUCAACAACAACAGUCUUUUGGUGGGGCAACAACAUUGUUGCACAUCAAGACCGAACAGAAUACGCUCUUAACUCCGCUGCAGCAACAACAACAACACAGCUUACACAGCAACAACAAUGGGCAUCCACAGCAGCAGCAGCAACAGCAACAACAACAGCAGCAACAACCUUUGGCCAUUCCACAUCGGCCAUUGCUGCACAAUCUGCUCAGCGGCGGUGCAAUUCACAAUCCACAUCACAGAAAUUACACGACGGCCACAACAGGUUCAUUUCCGCCCAGUCCGGCGGAUAGCGGUGUGUCCGACGUGGACAGCUCCAGUUCCGGCGGCCAGCCAUGCGCAGAUGAGUUGAAGGCGCGCCUUGGGGGCAUGCCCCCAGCGGCAGCAACAUCAGCGGCAGCAGCAUCGGCAACAUCAUCGGCGUCCGCAGUCGCUGCAGCAGCAGCGGCAGCCACCCACUCAGUGGCAGCGGCGGCGGCGGCUGCAGCAGCGGCACACCUGCAUACGGGCACAUUUCUGCAUCCGAAUUUAUACCAGAACAAUGCGGCGAAUUUGCGGAAUAUAUGGAGUCGCAGUGUUGGGGUGCCCGAUAAUUAUUAUGGCAGCAGUGGGUCGAAUGGCGGCGUCGGCGGCGUCAAUCCAGGAACGCCGGGAGCCGGUCCGAAUUAUCUGACAACGUCCUACUUCAAUGCGCCAACGGCAGCGGCGUCGCAGCGCAACACAAAUGGCAACGCCUUUGCCACACAUCAGCAUCAUUCCCUGCAACAUCAGCAGCAGCAGCAGCAGCAACAACAGUCGCCACAUGCAACGCAGCAGCAACUGUCGCAGCAUCACCAGCAGCAAUUGCAUCACCAGCAACAGCAGCAGCAACAGCAACAACAACAACAGCAGCAGCAGCAACAACAGCACACGCAAUCACAACUAUCGGCGACGCAUCCACAUCAGCAGCUGCACAGCGCAGCAGCACAGCACACGCAUUCCACUAUUGCCAAUGCGGCGGCAGCAGCGGCGGCGGCAGCGGCCGCAGCAUCGGUUGUGAGCAGCAGCAGCGCCGUCGCAGCGGCAGCGAUGCAGAGCGUCAUACAGCAGCCGGCGACGUCGAGCGUCAACUAUGAUCUCUCCUAUAUGCUGGAGCUAGGAGGCUUCCAGCAGCGCAAGGCGAAAAAGCCCCGCAAGCCGAAGCUCGAGAUGGGCGUGAAGCGACGAAGUCGCGAAGGAUCCACCACAUAUCUGUGGGAGUUCCUGCUCAAGCUGCUCCAGGAUCGUGAGUACUGUCCGCGUUUCAUCAAGUGGACGAACCGAGAGAAGGGCGUCUUCAAGCUCGUCGACUCCAAGGCGGUGUCACGUCUCUGGGGCAUGCACAAGAACAAGCCGGACAUGAACUACGAGACAAUGGGACGAGCUCUGAGAUAUUACUAUCAACGUGGCAUCCUCGCCAAGGUGGAUGGUCAGCGUUUGGUCUAUCAGUUUGUCGAUGUGCCCAAGGAUAUCGUCGAGAUCGAUUGCAAUGGCGUAUAGAGAAAUAGAGAGUAAGAGAGAUAGAGAGUGAGAGAGAGAUGGCAUGUAAAUAGACGUAAACCUUACGGAAUCGGUGGCAAUAGAAUGGGAGCUGAACCGGCUAGCGGCAAUAGUAGAAAUAUAAAAAACAGAGACAGAGAUAGAGAACGAAGAGAGAUAGCGAAGCAUCCAAACUAAGCAAAUAUAUAUAUAUAUACUAUAUAGAAAGAUAUAUACUAUGUGUAAGUAUAUAUAUAGAGAGAGAGAUUUAUUGGUACGCUACAUUGUAAUUGUUUCGAUAAAUGUGAGGAACGGUGUUUUUUGUACAUGUUGAGUUUUUCUAGGUCUAAGAUCACAGAUCACACACAGUUGUAUUCUAUAUAAAAACAAAACUUGCGGAAGAGUAUAAAUUACAUAGUUGCUAGGCGAAUAUUCAAAUACCCUACACAUGUGUAUGCAUAUUACAUCAUAGUUACAUAUAUGUACAUAUUCUAAACAUACACAACAACAACAACAAACAGAAAAAACUACAAAAAAAAAAUACGGAAAGAUAAGAGAUGAGUUUAGUAAUUAAUGAUCUAUUCAUUGGCUUUAGUGUUUUAAUUGUAACAUUUAACGUUUAACAUUUAAUUAUUAUUACAAUUGCAUAUUGUUAUUAUUAUUGAUUAUUAUUAUUAUUAUUGAUGAUCGAUCGACGCGUUCUUAUUGAUAUUUGAUAUGUGUGUAUGUGAAACAAGAAACCUUUAGCUACGAAUUACUGUAUACCUAGCCUAAUAUAUCUACUGAUAACCCUCAAUCCCACAAAACUUCCCCGACAAAAAACCAUAAACUUCCCCCUUAAAUCCAUUUCCCAUCAUCAGCCCAAAAGACAGCUGCUGAAUCAGAUCUCGGAAUUCCCAAAAUUCCAGAUCUCUUGUGGCUUGUCGCUUGGGCUCAUUGUUUUUGUUGCUUAUUUUAUAAAGAUGAGAAAUAUUUCUUAGUUUUAAUUAGGUUUAUGCUUAACAAUAGUUUAUUUAUUUAAGUGUUUCUUCUACACCCCCCUGCCCAAAAUCCUAACUGCAGCCCAAACAUAAAAAAAGAAAGAAAAAAAGUAGCUGCUGGUCUAAACUUUCUUUGUAAUUAUUAUCUCAUAAGUUUUGUAUAUUUAAAGAACAGAAAAACAGAAAACAAACAAACCACAACAAUCACAACAGCAGGCGCAUUAAUCGAAGCUGCACUGUAACACGACUUUCGGAUAAAGCAAAAAAUGUGAAGCAUUAAGUACAGUGGAGCUUCGCAUGAAUGACAGCUCUCACGCUAACAAAAACAAAUAUUCUAUAAUACUUUUAGAAGAGAUGGAAAAAUUAAUUUACUUUUGGUCUGAAGCUUAUGUCUGAAUCGAUUUUUGUAAACGCUUUUUCAUUUGUUGUUAACUACGUCACACUGCCACAACUCUACCAUCAAGUAAAGUAAUAGUUCCAAUACUACAACAACUAUACAACAACAAUAAUUCUCAAUGCAACACAGACACACACAUACUUGUUCACACACCAACAAUUUCCAAACACUGCCCAAAAUGUGCAAUCUCUUAACUGCAUAAACUAAACUAAAGUUAAAUUAAAUGAAAAUAAGAAAGAAACAAACAAACAAAACAACAAGAUGAAGAAAUGAUAAUGAAAGAAAAAAAAAAACAAACUCCUAGUUCUAUAUACUAUUCGAUAUUUCUU